Messenger RNA from Cuscuta campestris, 2614 nucleotides. Lineage: Eukaryota; Viridiplantae; Streptophyta; Magnoliopsida; Solanales; Convolvulaceae. The record is from the annotation of a GenBank genome assembly.
AUUGAUUAAUAUUCGAGGUUCUGUUUAAUAAAGUCAGACCGUGUUUUUGUCUUCUUCGCCAUCUCAGUUUUAUAAAACCUCAGCCGUGUGAACCCCUAGCUUUCUCCUUCAAUUUCAUCUCCGAUUUUCAUCAUCAAUUCCAUCCAUUUGUUCACCAAAUUUCAUCAAUUUCGAAGAGGAAAGAUGCCAAGGUGCAAGAACCCUACCUCGCGUCAAGAAUCUGCAGCUGAAGAAGAGGACUGUCCAUGGCGUUGUGACGGGAGCAAGUACAUUCACAUCCAAACCGGUCUCGCCUUCAACACUGGAGAAUCAGUCGAGAGAUUCCACAACAUCUUUCUCCUGAAGGAGAUCAUUCCACCGAAGAUUGUGGACAAAGAACUCUCCAAGACGGCAACCUAUGCCCCGAGCAAGUCACUUUUCUCUCAGCAAGGUUUGCUUCAUUUCAUCCAUUUGAUGUAUGAAUUCUUUUGUCCAAAUCUUAUACGUCAAUUUUACUCCAAUCUUCAUACCACUUUGGGAGACUCGCCAUCUCUCAUCUCCUAUGUUGACGGCAAAACUGUUUUCGUUGACGGUGCCAGUUUGACCACUCUCUUUGGCCUUCGUAGAGGUGAAAUUACCGACAACUUGGAUGAAACAUUCCAAGAUGAGGCAAUUUGGAGACAACUCGGGUUAGAUCAUCGUGACCUCAAGUUUAGAAAUUUUAGCAACCCGAGUGUCAUUAACCUCACUUUGAUUCAACGCGUCCAGCAAUACAUCUUCUAUUAUGUUUUGUUGCCCCGUGAUUCGAACCAUGGCGUUGUCAACAAGGACAACAUUCGAUUGUUUCACGUCCUGUUGAACAAUGUCAAAUUUGAUUGGGUUCACUUCUUUCUCGUUGCACUUAGAGAUGGUACUCGCUUUUCACAUCUUCGUUUUGCCAUCCCUGUCAUGCAUAUCCUUGCUCACUGCAAAGUGGAUCUUACUCGGGACACUCGGGUGCCGGUGAAGAAGACUUGUUUCAUCAAGGACACCAAGUUCACUCGGAUUGUCUUUCGCAAAGAGAGAACCGGCGAGCAAAAUCUGGAACUAGUAGUCGCAGAUGAAGAGGAGAGCGAGAACGAAGCAGAGUCAUCUCGUGCCGGAGGUAGUCGAACCUCGGAGAAUGUAAGAGGGGGUCAGUACAACUGUGGGGCAUCGAAGAAGAAGAAGAAGGUUGGGGUGAAAGACAAAUUUGCCCAUGCUAUUGCUAGAGUUGCGGUUUCACAGAUAUUGGAGGGUAUAGGGUUUCAGAACACCCACCAGUCUGCGUUGGACACUCUUUCCGAUGUUGCUGUCAGGUACAUUCAAGAUGUAGGAAAAUAUGCCAAUUUAUGUGCAAAUUCAGCAGGUAGGAGCCAUUGUAAAUUGUUUGAUGUGAUUGAAAGCUUGGAGGAUUUGGGCUCCUCCCAGGGGUUUUCUGGUGCCUCUGAUGUUAAUCACUGUGCUUUAAGCUCAGGAGUACUCAAGGACAUCAUUCGGUUUGUGGAUGAAACUGAGGAAAUCCCUUUUGCCCGCUCUAUUCCCAGGUUUCUAGCGGUUAAAGAGCAUAAACUAAAUCCCACUUUUGUGCAAACUGGAGAAAACCCUCCCGAACAUGUACCUGCUUGGUUACAGCCAUUUCCAGAUCCCGAGAGUCUCAAUUCGGUGGAAAAGAAAGAAAUAGAUGACAGGACUGUCAUGUCCGAGCCGGUUGAAGAUAGGAGAAUUGAGAAAAGGCCUAUGCUGAAUUUGAGCCAACAUUUGGGUGCUAGUGGCCGUGAAGAUGCUGCGGAGGAAAAAAGAGUAGCUGAAUGUAACCCAUUUCUUGCAACGCCUCUGCAAUAUUGGGAGAAAGAGGUCUCCCAAGUUCUCAUUCCAGCUAGACUUUUUGAUAACACCUUUAUGCCACAAUCAAAUCAGCCAAUUACAAGAUUCCAUGACUCUGUGCUGGAAGCCUCUGUUCCCUCUGUUGAAGCAGUUCAGAGCAGGCCAACUCAUCAUGAGGAUGGAGGGAAAAGUGUUCUCGGGGAAAGGAGAAAUGCAGUGAGAUUUCGGUUAGAAAGUGGAAGAAGAGCAUUUGGUAAAGCAGCAAGCCUAUGGUCCGACGGUGAUGAGGAACUGGACUCUCCACCAAUUAAUGAUCAUGAGAAGGUUAACGCCGCGCUCAUCGCCGACCGCCCUUCCCCAGCCAUCGCCGCAGCUUUUCCUUCGCCGGUCGUCCGUCGCUCACAGCCAGGUCCAGCGCCGCCGACCAGGGUUCCCAAUCUUCGAGCCGCGGUCGUCGCCUCCACUGCCAGCGUCGGUCGUCCUCGCCAUCGAGCUGCAACGCCGCUGCUUCUCCUUCGCCGGAAGUCCGCCAUCAUUGCCGUCAAGUGCAGCGCCGCUGUUUCACCUUCGCCGGAAGUCCGCCGUCAUCGCCGUCGGGUGCAGCGCCGCCACGCCGAGCGCUGGACGUCGCCUCCACUGCCGGCGUCCUUACUCGCCGUCGAAUUGCAGCGCCGCCAGUCGCUGCUCAUCGCCGUCGAGCUGCCGCUCCGCCACUGUCGCCGGCGUCCGUCACCGUUGCCGCAUCCAGCCGCUGCCCCGAGUUGAUAUCGCCGGCAGAUUAACCUCCACG